GCCACGUAGACUACGGUUAUAAAAGCUGAGACCCAACUCUUGUUCAUUGGUCUCUUAACUUUGCACCUUUUGAGUGAUUGUUAACCAGCUCCGGAAUUGCAAUUCUUAUAAUUAAAUAACUUGUUUUGAAGAAUCUACAGUCUCUCUUCCUUUCUGGUUAGAAUUUCCACGACAAUUUUUGGCGAUGAGGACGAGAUGGCUACCUCCGCUUCCUGAUCGUUCCCAGGGAGACCGAGGUUAACUGUGCACAGAGUCUACAAUAGGUGUGGCUCAGGGAGCCCACACACCAAUCAAAGGAGCAGAAGGGACCCGACUCGGAUCCAGCAGGGAGCGUCAGUGGACGGAUUCACCAUCCUGUUCUGGGAACAGGUUGUGCACAUUAGAAAAGUCGCCCAGCUCACCCCCAACCCACAGCUCUUCAUCCAGGAGGUAGACCAACCCAAGCCACAGGCUCCAGCAGCCUUCAAGGCUCCAGCCCCCACCCCAGGCCACGCCCCUACCCUUCUCUCCGCCAAUGCCAGGCCUGCCCAUCUCAUCACUGACAGUGGCUAGCCAAUCAAGUUUACUCAGCUGGUGUUUGGAGUGUCCGAGGUGGGAUCAGAUAUGGUCAGUCAAUGUGUCAGUCCACACAGGAGCAUCUCAGAGACCUGCUGGAGAAAGUCACUGGAGAAAGUCACUGGUGGCACAACAUCGCAAGAUGGCCUUCAAGGAGGACUACCGUCAUGUGCAGACCAAUGAAGUGCGUUCCCAACUCUGCUUUCUGGAAGAGCAGGAGCGUCGGGAGAGGAGAGAAGACGAGGAGAGGGAGACACUGCUCCGUAAAGCCAAGGGUCAUGUUGCAGAGUUAGAGCUGCAACACAGAGAAGCCAACCUCACUGCCCUGGUUGCCAUUGGACCUCGCAAGACGGGACCACGUGCCUCCCCUGGAAACCAGGUACAGAGAACCCUGCUCCCUUAG
This is a messenger RNA of Oncorhynchus masou masou (cherry salmon), 958 nucleotides long. Its product is annotated as transcription initiation factor TFIID subunit 4B-like. The transcript has 6 exons. Lineage: Eukaryota; Metazoa; Chordata; Actinopteri; Salmoniformes; Salmonidae. Gene Ontology annotation, cellular component: transcription factor TFIID complex. The record is from RefSeq and is a predicted model, not a curated record. The coding region runs from base 515 to 958 and encodes 147 amino acids. Gene Ontology annotation, biological process: transcription initiation at RNA polymerase II promoter. Gene Ontology annotation, molecular function: RNA polymerase II general transcription initiation factor activity; DNA binding.